AUAUUGAUGUUGAUUAUUGAGAAAUUUGAUGUGGUAUAAAAUUAUCGGUAAUCUUAAAACGGUACGCCUUGAAACGGUAUGCCAAAAUCAGCUGGUAUCGAAAUAUUUCAUUCCAAUAGAGAAACCAAAACAAGGUUCGAAGCGGUAUUCAUAACAUUAAUUUUGACAUCCUAGUUUAAAGAAAAAACCCUAAACUCAUCUCAAACCCUAAAUUUUGUCACUUUAUUAUCUACUAUUUGAUGCAGCCACCCUCUAUCCUUAGGACUGACAACUAGCCAGCCAACCUUUCUGGCCUCUUAGGACUGCCAACAGCCCCUUAUUUUGACUUCUCAUAUCUGCCAUGUACCCCUCCUCUACCAUUAGGACUGACAACCAGCCAGCCAAACUUUCUGACCUCUUAGGACUGCCAGCAGCCCCUUAUUUUGACUUCUCAUAUCUGCUAUGUAUGCUCAUUAAUUACAGCUUUGACAAGCUUUGACUUAUGUAACUAUUAGCUACUUUAUUUCCUAAUAGUUAAAGAUUAUAAAUAGGCUAGCUAUGUAAGAGUAAAAUCAGUUUUUGAUGUGAAUAUAAUUCAGUUUCAGACCUGGACAGAAACUUGUUUCUCCAGUUUCUCUGUAAUUCCAGCUUUAAUUCUUAAUUUUAAUGCAAUUCUAGUUCAAGUUCUCAAUCAAUUGAUCUUGAUUUCCAUCAUUUGGUAUCAGAGCACAGAUCUGGUCCUCUUUUUUCCCUACCACUUUGAUCAUUUGAGCCCUAGAUUUUCUUGUGUUUCUUUUUUCUCCCUUCAUUCAAGAUCCUAGAAUUUAGAUCUAGGUUCCUUGUGACAAUCAAAUCUGUGGCUGUUGCAAAUAUCACAGAUUUGAUCACUUGUGUUGUUACUUCUAUUUACAAUUUUUUUUCAAAGAUUGUGAAGCUUCUAAUGGCUCAAGGAAGGAGGGGAAGGAGAGGCGGAAUAAGGGGGAAUCAAAUGAAUGUUGGGGAAGGAGUUGAAGCCAACCCUCCAAUGGGGAGGAAUGUUGGACGGAAUCAAAACAUCGAGAGAGAAGACAUGAUUGCUGAAUUAAGGAGACAAGUUGCGGCACUUACAGAGGUGGUGCAGCGUAUGCAGCCUCCUCAUGAGACUACCGAUGAGUCUGAUGACUCUCAUUCUCAUUUUGGGAACCCUUUUGGAGCUCCUCCAAGGGGUAGGCCUUAUGUGGAAAGAAAUGAGCCAAGGCUUGACUACAACUUCAAGGUUGAAAUUCUAGAAUUUCAAGGGAGUCUCAAACCGGAAGACUUUGUAGAUUGGCUGAACACCAUUGAAAGGGUGUUUGAUUAUUAUGAAGUUAUAGAUGAAAAGAAAGUGAAGCUAGUCGCUAUUCGCCUUAAAGGGAGAGCUUCCGCUUGGUGGGAACAAUUGCAAAUUUCUCGCCAAAGAAGUGGUAAAGUCAAGAUCAAGAGUUGGGAGAAGAUGAAGAAAAAGCUCCGUGAGCAAUUUCUUCCUUUCAACUACACCCAAUCACUCUACAAAGACCUACACAACCUUAAGCAAGAGGGAAGUGUAGAGGAGUAUACGGAGGCGUUUCACCAACUUGUAGUAAGGGUAGAUUUGAAUGAAAGUGAAGAACAAAUGGUUGCAAGGUACUUGAGUGGAUUGAAGCCAUCCAUCCAAGAUGUCCUUAGUCUUCAAUCAUUGUGGAACGUGUCGGAAGCCUACAACCGGGCUUUACUGGUAGAGAAGCAACAAACUAGGCCAGCUUUAAGGUCUGGACAGUGGGGUUCCAGGUCUGGGCAGGGGAUUUCUAGCCAAUAUAAGGUUGGGAAUUCAAGUACAAAUGGGAGAGGAGAAACUUCUGGGGUUGAACAGCAACCAGCAGGUUCUAAAUCUGCUAUUACAGCCCCAAAACAGUCCCAAACAGCCACUGUUGGCGGGGGUAGACAGCAACAGGUGGGUACUUUCAAAUGUUUCAAGUGUGGAGAGCCGGGGCAUCGAUCUUCGGAUUGUAGGAAGAAGGCUCUUAUGUUGGAGGAAGUAAAAGAGCUUGAACGUGAAGGUGGAGAACCCAUCUUUGAUCAACCUUCAAAUGAGGUUGGUGGUGAUUUUGAAGAAGAAGAGGGCUUGACACUUGUGAUGAGAAAGACUCUUCUUGCUCCUAGAUUCAAUUCCGAAGAAGAUUGGUUGAGAACCAAUAUUUUUUAUACAACUUGCAAUAUUGGAGGAAGAGUUUGUAAUAUGAUCAUCGAUGGGGGAAGUUGUGAAAAUGUGGUCUCUCAAGAGGUGGUUGAUAAGUUGAGGCUUGCCACUCAAGAUCACCCACAUCCCUACAAACUUUCUUGGUUCAAGAAGGGUAAUGAGGUGAAAGUAACGAAGCGUUGCUUGGUGCCAUUUUCUAUCCGGAAGAAAUAUUUUGAUGAAGUUUGGUGUGAUGUAGUACCAAUGGAUGCAUGCCAUAUCCUUCUUGGAAGACCUUGGCAAUAUGAUCGCCAAACGAUGCAUGAUGGGAAGAAGAACACCUAUACCUUAAGCAAAGACAAUCAGCAAUUUACUUUGCUGCCAAUGAAGGAAAAGGUGACUUCUAAAUCCUCUACAACCUCUUUACUCGCUUCUAAAAGCUUCAUUCAAGAAAGUCAAGAUAGUGGCUACAUUUUCGCAUUAAUUCCAGUCAACACAGUGGCUGGAACUGAUGUUCCUAGUGCUGUCACUGAGUUAUUACAGCAAUAUGGUGAUGUUUUUCCCCAUGAGUUACCUCCUAUGCGAGACAUUCAACAUGCCAUUGAUUUGGUACUGGGUGCACCCCUUCCAAACAAGGCAGCAUAUCGUAUGGCUCCAAAGGAGAAGGAAGAAUUGCAAAAACAGGUUCAAGAGCUUCUUGAUAGAGGCUACAUUCGGGCUAGUAUUAGCCCUUGUGCGGUACCCGCUCUCUUGACUCCUAAGAAGGAUGCUUCCAAUGUGGCUGCUUUAUUUUUCAAAGAAGUCUACAAGCUUCAUGGUGUACCCCUAUCUAUUGUUUCCGACAAGGAUGCUAAAUUUCUUGCUCAUUUUUGGCGAACUCUAUGGUGCAAGAUAGGAACUGAAUUGAGUUUUAGCACUUCUUUCCACCCUCAAACGGAUGGUCAAACUGAAGUUGUCAACCGAAGUCUUGGAAAUCUCUUGAGAUGCUUGAUUGGAGAAAAUCCUAGAAAUUGGGAAAGUAUCCUUCCCUUGGCUGAAUUUGCUUACAACUCUUCUCUUAAUCGGACUAUUAACACAUCUCCUUUUGAAGUUGUGUAUGGAAAUAAACCUUUGAGUGUCUUAGAUUUGGCACCCUUGCCACUUUCUAAGAAGGAGAAUGUAAGAGCAACAGAAAUGACAGAUUUUAUGCAAUCUGUCCUUGCACAAGUCAAGGAGAGAAUUGAACAUUCCAAUGCAAACUACAAGACUGCUGCUGAUAUUCACCGAAGGAGACUAAUUUUCAAGGAAGGGGAUCUUGUAUGGGUGAUUUUGACUAAAGAAAGGUGUCCUCAUGGCUCCUAUUCCAAGUUGGGAGCAAGGAAAGUAGGUCCAUGCAAAGUAUUGACUAAAGUCAAUGACAAUGCCUACACAGUCCAACUACCCCCUCACUUAAACAUCUCUAAUGCCUUCAAUGUGAAGCAUUUGAAGCCUUAUUUUCCAACUGAAACUUGAGGGCAAGUUUCCUUUAUGGAGGGGAGUAUGAUGCAGCCACCCUCUAUCCUUAGGACUGACAACUAGCCAGCCAACCUUUCUGGCCUCUUAGGACUGCCAGCAGCCCCUUAUUUUGACUUCUCAUAUCUGCCAUGUACCCCUCCUCUACCAUUAGGACUGACAACCAGCCAGCCAAACUUUCUGACCUCUUAGGACUGCCAGCAGCCCCUUAUUUUGACUUCUCAUAUCUGCUAUGUAUGCUCAUUAAUUACAGCUUUGACAAGCUUUGACUUAUGUAACUAUUAGCUACUUUAUUUCCUAAUAGUUAAAGAUUAUAAAUAGGCUAGCUAUGUAAGAGUAAAAUCAGUUUUUGAUGUGAAUAUAAUUCAGUUUCAGACCUGGACAGAAACUUGUUUCUCCAGUUUCUCUGUAAUUCCAGCUUUAAUUCUUAAUUUUAAUGCAAUUCUAGUUCAAGUUCUCAAUCAAUUGAUCUUGAUUU
Quercus lobata is the source of this 4121-nucleotide messenger RNA. RefSeq lists its product as uncharacterized. Gene Ontology annotation, biological process: DNA integration. Gene Ontology annotation, molecular function: zinc ion binding; nucleic acid binding. Lineage: Eukaryota; Viridiplantae; Streptophyta; Magnoliopsida; Fagales; Fagaceae. The coding region runs from base 920 to 3643 and encodes 907 amino acids. The transcript has a single exon. The record is from RefSeq and is a predicted model, not a curated record.